UUUAUAAGCGCUUUUAACACCGGCGACCACGUGACGUGUGAAGUCACGUCCAAUGCGGAAGUGAAUGCUAACUGCACAGUCGCCCAACCAUUCUAAUCGAAACCGACUCUUCCCCGCGUCUGAAGAGGAACUCACAUAGCUCCAUCAUGCUUGGUGGAGGGUUUAAAUCCGAGAGACUUCGUGUCAAUCUCAGGCUGGUCAUAAACCGCCUCAAGCUUCUUGAGAAGAAGAAAACUGAAUUAGCCCAGAAGGCUCGUAAGGAGAUCGCAGACUACUUGUCGGCCGGCAAAGAUGAGCGUGCAAGGAUCAGAGUCGAGCACAUCAUCAGAGAAGAUUAUUUGGUGGAGGCCAUGGAGAUCCUGGAGUUAUAUUGUGAUUUGCUGCUCACCCGCUUUGGCUUAAUACAGUCCAUGAAAGAACUGGACCCUGGCCUACAAGAAGCAGUAUCCACACUCAUCUGGGCUGCCCCUCGCCUGCAAUCAGAAGUGGCAGAACUGAAGAUCGUUUCAGAUCAGCUGUGUGCCAAAUACAGCAAAGAGUAUGGAAAGCUAUGUAGGACAAACCAGAUCGGAACAGUGAAUGAUAGGCUUAUGCACAAACUGAGCGUGGAGGCCCCUCCCAAGAUUUUGGUGGAGCGUUACCUCAUUGAGAUCGCCAAAAAUUACAAUGUUCCCUAUGAACCUGAUGCCAUGGUUCGGCCAGAGGUAUGUCCCGGUGAGGAGGCAGAUCUGAUUGAUGUGAACAGCGACUUCAAGAAGCCAGGAGCUGGCGGAGGGGGAGGGGGUGGAGGAGGAGGGUUUACUACUCCCGCUGUAGGCAUGCCUAUGCCAAUGCCAAUGCCCACAGCUUUCAACUACCCACCGCCCAAAGGAGCUGAGCCCUUUAAUGGUCCUGUUGGCAUCUAUGAUGGCUUUAGCAACUUCCAGCCUCCAGUGAGAGGAGGGCAACCCCCACAGCUUCCCAGCUGCCCACCCACCUAUGAAUCUAUUGAUGUGUUGUCUGUCAAACCCUCUAAUCCUUCCCAGGUCCUCCCAGGCCCAGCCCCGUCUGCUCAGAUCUAUGACAACUCUUUCCUUCCUGAGCUUCCAUCUGUUCCCGACACACUCCCAGCCUCCUCCUUCGGAGCGAACGCCAACGCAUCUGACGACAUUGACUUUGACGACCUGUCACGACGUUUUGAAGAACUCAAGAAGAAGACCUAAUUUCCGAAAACACAUCUGGGAGUCAGACCAUCUGUCUCAGCUGUUCAAUGUACCCUGUCCAUAUUCACAUACAAUUGUUCUGGUGGAGGUGUAAUAUAAUAUGUUACUUAACACAAUGAAGGAUCAGAUGCUGUAUAGACAUUUACUUGUGAAUGGCAGUGGCAGAAAUUUAUACGCUCAUUUUAGUCUUUUACGUAACAUGGACUGUUGACAAAUCACUUACCCUUUGAAUGAGGUCUUUGUUUAGAGGGCCUUGCUGACAGUUAAAACUAGUUAAUCGUCUGUAGUUUAAUCUCUGCGUCAUGUAUGUCUAACCUGAGAUAAUCUAUCAGUUAUUUAUAUUAAAGAUUAGAUUAUAAAUCUCUCUUGGUUGUUAACCUUCCCCUUUUUAGAGAGCAGUGUCUUCAGUCUUUCCCAGCAAAUCAGUAACCUCUCUGACUCCUCUAGGAAAAAGCAGGUAUAACCUGUCGCCAUUAUUUACACCCAGAGUUGUGCAAUGAGUUCUCUUGAAUGUCUGUGAACCUGCAAAAGACUGUAUGAUGCCAUGGGUUGUUAGUGGAUGACAAUGACUCGGCUUUUUGUUAUUGACAGAAUGCGUAUAGACCGGGUGCUCUGGUGUUCUCAAAGGAACACCAAAGAUUGCUUCUUUCUGGUGACCUGAGCGAUGAAUUGAAGAUGAAUUGAAUUUAAUGAACCGUCUCUCUGUCCUGAAGUUAGUCUUUUCCUUUCUAGUUUGUAGUUUCACCCAGCAGCCAUCUUAAUUUGACUCAAAGGGAAAGGCGUUGUAUUUUGUCUACAGUUGACAACACUCCCGUUUCUAAUCUUGUCUGUGCGUUUCUGGACUGAAUUUGCCUUAGUUUCCAAAUGAUCUCGAGCUGUGGCCUUUCUCUGGGAAAUGUUACGUUCCUGACAGCUUGUACCACGAGCUCCACAUUUGAAUAAGUAUUUACAUGCUAAUUCUUUUCUUUGGUAGGGGGUUUGACCAUAUAUCAUUUACGUUUUUUUUUUUUUUUUGUGUUAGAAUAGAUUGUUUAAAGUGUGAUUGUCUGAAGUUUUGAAAGCAUUGUUUUGUCUGCUUUCUUGACUCUAUAACACUAAUUUUUGUCUUCUCCCUGAUAUAAUCCAAAUACAAAAGUCUGGCAAUGUUUGAUACUGAUUUUAGCUUGCUUUGAAAACAUAUCUGAUGCUAUGUAAUAAAGUCUAUUUGCUUAUAA
Messenger RNA from Carassius auratus (goldfish), 2416 nucleotides. Its product is annotated as IST1 homolog. The transcript has 10 exons. The coding region runs from base 147 to 1202 and encodes 351 amino acids. The record is from RefSeq and is a predicted model, not a curated record. NCBI's taxonomy places the organism in Eukaryota, Metazoa, Chordata, Actinopteri, Cypriniformes, Cyprinidae. Gene Ontology annotation, biological process: protein transport.